Vicia faba (fava bean) is the source of this 966-nucleotide messenger RNA. Lineage: Eukaryota; Viridiplantae; Streptophyta; Magnoliopsida; Fabales; Fabaceae. The record is from the annotation of a GenBank genome assembly.
AUGACAAAAAGAAAAAAUAAUAAUAAAUUGGAGUUAAUUGUCGCUUUCAGUUGGGUUUUGGAGAAAGUUUGUGACAGCGAAUUUUCUCUUCUUCUUCCACUAUCCUUCUUUAUUAUAGAGUUUGUGAUAGCGAUUUUUCUCUUCUUCCAGUUCUCAAAGGAGGAGGAGGAGGGAGUUGAAGUAGCAGCGGAGGAAGUCAGUGAAGAAUAUACUUUUCAGCACACCCUAGCAGGAAAGUUAUGGACGGAGAACAGCUUCAACAGUACAGCUUUUAAGAGUACAAUAUUGAACGCAUGGAAGCUGAAAAACCCUGUCGAGAUACAAGAUCUGAGCAAGAACUUAUUUCUUUUCAAGUUCUCGAUGAAGAGAGAUCUAGAGUACAUAUUAAGGAGUGGGCCAUGGAGCUUUUAUAGAGCCUUGUUGGUGUUGGAAAGGGUUACGGGGGAGGAGCAACCCUCUGACCUCACCAUGCAUUUUGAUACCUUCUGGGUACGAAUCUAUGAGUUGCCACUAAUGCUUCUGUCUGAAGUUAUUGCUAAGAAGUUAGGGAACAUCUUCGGCUCGUAUGAAGAAAUGGAUUUGAAGGAUGCUCACCGUAUUGGAACAUUCCUAAGAAUCAAAGUCACCAUAGAUCUUAGGAAUCCGCUGAAAAGAGGAACGGUCGUGAAAUUCAAAGAGAAAAACCGGAGAGAUCAUUUUAAAUAUGAAAGGUUACCUACAUUUUGUUUCAUUUAUGGGAGAAUUAGACAUCAACUUAAAGAUUGUGAGGCUUUUGAGGACCUUAAUGAAGAAGGAUUUGAAGACAUCGAGGAACAAGAACUAUCGUAUGGUCAAUGGUUGAGGGCUUCACCUUUACCCAAGGUCAUAGAGGAUCAAAAGAAGAGGGACUCAAGCUCAGGCACUUGCAGUAAAAAUAUUUUCAAUGUGUCUUCGGGACAAAGUAGGUGCAAGACAAAAGAGAAGUAG